CUCAACAUUCAGAAUGUGAACCCAAACAUUACCAGACCGACCUCGUAGAUUAAUUUAUUGGCAUCGCCUGUGAUUGAAUGAAUUCCCACCAGACCUGAACUUCAUCUUUUCAGCUCAACAUCUCAACCUCUCUUGAACUUCACAGUCGAGACUAUUCUUAUCCCAAAACCAUACUUGAAAUAUCUAUAUAAAUCAUUAUGUUGGAAAAAGUCACCGAUCUCGUUUAUCGGACGGGUCAUAUCGCGCCCAACCCCUCCCCCGCUGACGAUCAAUCGGCCUUCAAAUGUGCAGAGGGCGGAUCGAUCACCGAGUUCAGCCCCUCCAUCACUUCUCACCUGAACCGCAUCUACAAGCUCUUGAUUGCGUCCAAGAAGGACUUUCUCCACGAUAUCCAGCAUGAGUCGAUCGACCAGAGCCCCUCCACUGACAGCGAAAAGGAGGAGAAGCCACAGCCAGACCACCUCGCUUCCUUGGAGGCCUUUCGUGCCUACAUGGCCAGUCCGGCGUCAUCUGCAAUGAAACCAGCCAAACCGCUGGAUUUAUCUGCGCCUAUCUCGGAUUAUUUCAUCUCCUCGAGUCAUAACACUUACUUAACGGGGAAUCAGCUGUACAGCGAUGCCGCUGCCAGCUCAUAUACCAAUGUAGGUUUCCAUCUGCUUUCAAUUUGGACCUAUAAUCGAUGAAUGUUUGAAUGGUUAGACCGCGCCAUCUCUGUCGAUGUGCAGUGGUGUGUGAAUCUAUCUACUAGCAUCUGCAGUCGAUUUGAAAAUAGCCCCUUCGCUUAAGCACUAUCGCUAAUGUUUGAUAGGCGC
This is a messenger RNA of Aspergillus wentii DTO 134E9, 812 nucleotides long. RefSeq lists its product as uncharacterized. Lineage: Eukaryota; Fungi; Ascomycota; Eurotiomycetes; Eurotiales; Aspergillaceae. Gene Ontology annotation, molecular function: phosphatidylinositol-4,5-bisphosphate phospholipase C activity. Bases 198 to 683 code for a protein of 161 amino acids. Gene Ontology annotation, biological process: lipid metabolic process; phosphatidylinositol-mediated signaling. The transcript is spliced from 2 exons. The record is from RefSeq and is a predicted model, not a curated record.